Messenger RNA from Guillardia theta CCMP2712, 1182 nucleotides. RefSeq lists its product as hypothetical. Gene Ontology annotation, cellular component: cytosol. The transcript has a single exon. Gene Ontology annotation, biological process: S-adenosylmethionine biosynthetic process. Lineage: Eukaryota; Cryptophyceae; Pyrenomonadales; Geminigeraceae. Bases 1 to 1182 code for a protein of 393 amino acids. The record is from RefSeq and is a predicted model, not a curated record. Gene Ontology annotation, molecular function: ATP binding; methionine adenosyltransferase activity.
AUGCCAGUGACGUACCACUUCUCCUCUGAGUCUGUGACUGAGGGUCACCCUGACAAGCUCUGCGACAUCGUCUCGGACUCUGUCCUCGAUGCCUGCCUUGCUCAGGACCCCAACUCUAAGGUGGCUUGCGAGACGGCCUCCAAGACUGGCAUGGUCAUGGUCUUUGGUGAGAUCACCACCAAGGCCAACCUCGACUACCAGACUAUCGUCCGUAACGCCGUCAAGAGCAUUGGCUUCGACGACUCUUCCAAGGGAUUUGACUAUCAGACCUGCAACGUGCUCGUUGCCAUCGAGCAGCAGUCCCCUGAUAUCGCCCAGGGUGUUCACGAGGGCAAGUCCGAGGAGGACUUGGGCGCUGGUGACCAGGGUCUCAUGUUCGGCUAUGCCACCAACGAGACUCCUGAGCUCCACCCCAUGUCUCACCUUCUCGCCACCAAGCUUGCUGCCAAGCUCUCUGAGGUGAGGAACAACAAGACCCUCCCCUACCUCCGCCCCGAUGGCAAGACCCAGGUCACCAUCGAGUACGAGGAGGAGAACGGCAAGACCAUCCCCAAGCGCGUCUCUGCCCUCCUCAUCUCCACUCAGCACGCUGAGACCGAGGACGGAACUCCCAACGGCAAGACUCUCACCAACGAGAAGAUCCGCGCCGACCUGCGCAAGCACGUCAUCGACACCGUGAUCCCUGCCGGCAUGAUCGACGAUAAGACCGCCAUCCAUCUCAACCCUUCCGGCCGCUUUGUCAUCGGAGGACCCCAGGGUGAUGCUGGUCUUACCGGACGUAAGAUCAUCGUCGACUCCUACGGUGGCUGGGGAGCUCACGGAGGAGGAGCCUUCUCUGGCAAGGACCCCACCAAGGUUGAUCGCUCUGCUGCUUAUGCUGCUCGCUGGGUCGCCAAGUCCAUCGUUGCCGCUGGCCUUGCGCAGAGGUGCAUCGUGCAGGUGGCCUACGCCAUCGGCGUCGCCAAGCCCCUCUCCCUCUACGUCAACACCUACGGCACUGGCACCAAGCCGGACUCGGAGAUCCUCGCUAUCGUGGAGAAGAACUUCGAUCUCCGCCCCUUCGCCAUCAUCAAGGAGCUCAACCUCAAGCGCCCCGUCUACACCAAGACCGCUUCCUUCGGCCACUUCGGCCGCAACGAUCCGGACUUCACCUGGGAGACUCCCAAGAAGCUCAACAUGUAA